This is a messenger RNA of Drosophila navojoa, 980 nucleotides long. RefSeq names its product Ataxin 1 (gene Atx-1). Gene Ontology annotation, biological process: regulation of DNA-templated transcription. The record is from RefSeq and is a predicted model, not a curated record. Lineage: Eukaryota; Metazoa; Arthropoda; Insecta; Diptera; Drosophilidae. Gene Ontology annotation, molecular function: protein binding; RNA binding.
CCGUUUUGUGUAUUUCUAGGGUGUCCGGUUCAAGGCGCCUGGCGCAACAGCCGCAACUGCAACACAAUGGCUGUUAGUCAGAAACUUAGGUAGAGCCCUGCGGGCGGUGCCUGAUCUACCUGACACUCUUGUGCAGGUAAACACAAAUUGAAGUGCGUGGGCGACGGUCGGCGAGUGGGUGACAUUCCUGGAAAGCCCAGGGAAAGCACCACAUACAAUUGAAUGAAUCGAACUGGAAGAGAUAUUGAGUCAGUCUUCAAUUGCAAGUGUAGCGAACAGGUCGUGCUAAACAAGGAAAAACCAUGGAGCAUCCACACAACCCAUACAAAAUGUUCGCACACACCAGUGACAAAACAUUGCCGAAUGUUAAAUGAAAUAAUCACAAUUCGAAUCAAUUGCAGCCCUCAAGACAUUGAGGCGAGCGCCUGCUUCAGAAGAGGCACCUAUAUCGAGCUAUCGACAGGCGUGUUGCGCCGCGUGGAGGACAUACGCACCGAGGAUUUCAUUCAGUCGGCUCUGCGUUGUCAGCAAUUCGACCUCAAGGAGGCAACGGUGGUCAAGAUAGACAGGAGCUCAGCACAUAUGAACAAGAUUACGUUUAGCUAUGAUAUGCAGCAUUUGAAGGUCACCAUGGAGGUGGCAUCGGCCCAUCCGUUAUUUGUAUAUGGCCAGGGCUGGGCAUCGUGCAACCCGCAAUUGAGCUUUGAUCUUUACGAGCUAAAGUGCCAGCAAUUGCAAGUCGGUGACAUUUGCCUUUCGUUGGUGGAGCGUGAGCAGCCACCACCGCCACCGGUGGAAGCUCUGGAUCUUCAGCCUGUUCCACUAUCGGAAUACCAGUGGACAAAUUGUCAAUCUGCAGCACUGCCCCGACAUCCUUAUCAAGUGUAUGCGGAGAUGGCAAAUCUUGUGGCAGCCUAUACACAACAUUUGAUUGGCAAAAUGGCAAAUUGACAAAUUAAUUCACUUAAUUCAUUUUUUAU